GCGAAUGGCGUCAGCGGGAACUGCGAGUGAGAUGGCGAGCGAGCUCGACUCUGUAUCGAAUGGGUUCAGUUUUAUCACACUCACCUCGGACGCGGGCGACUCGGCGCGCACUGCGUGGAUGAGCCCCGCAGCGAAUCUCGCGGGAGCCGCGGGGAGCGGGGCGUUGCAGAGGGAAUGCGCGGAUGUGUUCAAGGGCCAGCUGCUGGGGUGCAACAUGGCCAUCAAGCGCCUGGAGGGCGGUGGGUGGCAGGGCCCCAGCGAGUACAGCACGGAGGUGGAGGUGCUCAGCCGCAUGCGCCACCCGCACAUCGUGCUGCUCAUGGGGCACUGCCCCGACCCCCAGGCCAUGUGCAUUCUCUAUGAGUACCUCCCGGGCGGCAGCCUGCAGGAGUAUUUGUCUGCUACCCUUGGCUUGCUUGGGGAUGUGGGGCUGGCGAGGCUAAUUGCUGAAGAUGAUUACAAUGUAACCGCGCGCGUGCAAGGGACAGUGGGGUAUAUAGACCCUGAAGAGGUGGCAACGUGUGAAAUCUCGGUUUUAUCUGAUGUUUACGCGUUCGGGCUGAUAGUGCUUCAGCUGCUGAUGGGGAGCCUCAAUAGCAGUCAUGGGGUUGGAGAGGGAGCAUCAUCCUCAGAGCCUCGGUUGUCUGCAGUGGAUGCUGUUUUGGCACGGCUGGAUAAGUCCGGCGGGGAGUGGCAUGCUGACGUUGCACGCCACCUGGCUGUGAUUGGAGUGCGGUGCGCUGACAGGGCAAGGGCGCGGAGGCCAGGAUUGGAAGAGGAGGUGCAGCCGGUGCUGAUGAGACUAGCGGAGGAAGUGCGAGGGGAGGGGGAGAGGGGAAGGACGGAUGUGGACAGCCAGCUGCUCUGCCCCAUCUCUCAGAGGCGCAUGAUGGACCCUGUGGUGGCAGCUGACGGGUACACAUAUGAGCGUUACGCGAUCGAGCAGUGGUUGGAGUGCAAGGACACAUCACCUACAACGGGAAUGCCCUUCCCACAUAGAUUUCUCACCCCCAACAACACUUUACGUAUUCUGCUUGCAUCUCAGUGAUUAAAGCUUGACAAAUAUAGCAAAUGGCUUGUU
Closterium sp. NIES-67 is the source of this 1081-nucleotide messenger RNA. The record is from the annotation of a GenBank genome assembly. NCBI's taxonomy places the organism in Eukaryota, Viridiplantae, Streptophyta, Zygnematophyceae, Desmidiales, Closteriaceae.